CCACCACGUACAAAAGUUGCAGUAAUCGGGUAUAAAAAUACAUAACUGUUGUUAACCUGCGAAUACUAUACAAAAAAGCUCAACGAUGGCUUACAUCCAAAUAUUGGCGAUCGUGCUGUGCUCUUGCUUCGUACAGGACGCGUUUUCUGUGGCCAAAGUCGUUCGGAAACCGGUAGCAGCGGCUACUACCAAUGACGUGGCGGCCCCACAAUUUCCGGACGCUAAUGACCAAGCAGCCACGAUGCGGCCGGUGAGACGGAUGACGACGAUAAAGCGGACCGUGUCCCGAAAACCGACCGCGGUUCAAGCGCCACCUCCGCCGCCGCCACCCAAGUACCCGUACCUGACCGCCGUGAAGGACAUGUUCUGGAACACGUGGGAGGACAUCAACCGGAACGACGUGGGCAAGCUGAGCACCAGGGCGCUGAGGAACAUGUUGGGCAGCGUGCUCGUCGACGAUCUGUUCUGGUCGUCGGCGUCGUCGGCGGUCAGAAGGCGCGCUAAGGUGACCAACGACAGUCAACGGGCUGACCACAAGAUCCGUAUGUGCAACGCGCUCACUUCCACCCUCACCAGCCCGAACGCCAUGCAGGGCUUCAAGGAAGUGGUCAACGAGGUCUACGGCACGGUGUCCCGCAUCCGGUCAGACGUUGGCACGGACGCCCUACGGCUAGCAAUCGAGAUAGUCAACGGCGGCGAGGUGACCAAUGGCCUGAACAUGCUUACCAACAUCGUGACCAACAUAAGGCUCAACCCUGAGAUGUUGAACAAGGGAUUCAACAUGUUCCAAAGGACGCUAAACCUGGGCGGUAUGUUAAACAUGAGCGGUGGUAUGGCCAAGGGCCUCAUGUCGAUCACGUCCAAGUUCAACAAGUAGCGCGCGCGCGUGUUGCACACACAACAGCCGUGUUAUAGUGCCCGCCUACAAGAUUAUAAAAUAAAUAAUAAUACACAGUCAUCAUCGCGUUAAUUCUGUGCAAUAAUAAUAAUUAUAUCGUUUGCGCACAUACGUAAUAUAGUAGGUAUAUCUCUUACAGGUAGUAUUAUAUAUAUUUGAGCGUAAGCGACAAAGCAUAUUAUAAUAUUAUACAUAGGUACUUCUUAUUAAAAUAUUUACCGACGAUUUACUUUCGAGCAGCGGCGGCCAUCGUCAUGUAAUAGGUAUAUUACGUACAACGUUAUGUGUUAAAUGUUAUGUUAACGUGUUAUAAUAUAUUGUUCAAGCAACUGCUACCGCAAGUCAUUACACGCAACCAUAAUAUAAAUAAAAUACCUGUAUAAGAUUAUUAUUGAAUGUAUAAAUAUAAUAUAUUAUUAAUAUUACAUAAA
Messenger RNA from Rhopalosiphum maidis (corn leaf aphid), 1329 nucleotides. RefSeq lists its product as uncharacterized. The record is from RefSeq and is a predicted model, not a curated record. The transcript is spliced from 2 exons. Lineage: Eukaryota; Metazoa; Arthropoda; Insecta; Hemiptera; Aphididae. Bases 86 to 877 code for a protein of 263 amino acids.